CAGAAUAGAAUUUAAAAUUCAAGUUUUUUUUAUUAUUUUUAAUGAUUAAUUUUGCAUCAGGCAAAGAUGAGGAGCAGGUAUUAUUACGAAUAAUAAGGCUAAAAAUACCUGAAACUAUGGGAAAAAUUCCACUUUUUGGAGCGACUACUAUGAUUCUAUUUGACGUAAAACGAAGUUAACCGAGUAUUUUGGUACAAGUCCGAGGUUUGGUUUCUCAAAGGUUACAUUUAAGGUUGUUUAUAAUAAUUAUUUAUUCAAUUACUAUUGUUUGAUUGUGUCAUUUAUUUAUACAAAAAUGUAUAUAGAGUGAAAUUAUUACAUGUCGAAAAGUAUUUGGUUAACAUUCACUUCAAUCAUUUAGUUAAAAAAUGUUUAUUUUUAUGCGACCCUGAGGAGUUUGGGAAAAUAAGGAAAUAUGGAUUCUUUCUUUAGUUUGUUCGACCCAGGGUCUUGUAGUGAUUGUUCAAACAAUCAAGAAUUUGCUCUGGAUAACAUGAAUAAUCAGACUUCUUUGCCUCCAGAACCUCAGCUUGGGAACGUUGAAUAUAAAUUGAAGAUUGUUAAUCCGACAAAACAAAGAUUUGAACACUUAGUUACUCAGUUAAAAUGGAGACUGCGUGAAGGUAAUGGUGAAGCCAUUUACGAGAUUGGGGUAGAGGACAGUGGUAUCUUGGCAGGCCUUUCCAAAAGAGAUAUGAAUGCUAGUCUUCAAUCGUUGCAGCAGAUGGCUGUUAAAUUAGGAGCAACAACCACGAUAUUAAGAGAACGAAUUCUAGAUAAUGGUCGAAGUGUAGCUGAAGUAUUGGUUAGAAAAAUACCAGAUGAUCAAAAUAACAUUGAAAUACGGGUGGCUGUUCUGGGGAAUGCUGAUGCUGGUAAAUCCACUUUAUUGGGAGUUUUAACUCAAGGAAGUCUGGACAAUGGCAGUGGGCGGGCUCGCUUAAAUAUGUUCAGACAUUUGCAUGAGAUUCAGAGUGGUCGGACGUCGUCAAUUUCUCAUGAGAUUCUAGGAUUCAAUUCUCAGGGACAGCCAAUUAAUUACAGUUACAGUGAACUAAUAACUGCAGAAGAAAUCUGUGAUUCCUCAACUAAAUUAGUUACGUUUUUAGAUCUUGCUGGUCAUAAAAAGUAUCUAAGAACCACUAUUCAAGGACUUUCCGGUUAUUCUCCACAUCAUGCAAUGCUUGUAAUAUCUAGUACAGCUGGAGCAGUUGGUAUGGCGCAUGAGCAUUUGGCAAUAGUAGUUGCCCUCAAUGUACCCUUUUUUAUUGUGAUAACUAAAAUUGAUUUAGUACAGCCCACCAGUACACUUCAGAGCCUUGAAUCAUUCUUAAAACAAGUUGGCAGUAGGCGAGUUCCAUUGAUAAUUAAAAGCUUGGAUGAUGUCAUUACUGCUGGAGCAAAUCAAUUAACAGAAAAUGUUGUUCCUAUUUUUUGCGUAUCUAGUGUGAGUGGCGAAGGAUUGGAAUUGCUUUUGAAAUUUUUACAUGUAUUGCCACCAGGAAUAAGCAUUAAAGAAAAAGAACGAUUGGAACAGGAGUCUCCAGAAUUUCAUAUUGACGAGAAUUUUAAGGCUGGCGACGUUGGUCAAAUUCUUGGAGGCCUGCUAACCAAGGGAGUAAUAACUGAAGGCACCAAAAUGCAAAUUGGUCCAAUGAAGGAUGGUUCCUUUCAGAAUGUUAUGAUCAAAUCGAUUCACCGCAACAGAGUACCAUGUAGAAUGGUACGUGCAGGACAGAGUGCUGCCAUAUGCCUUAAUACCUAUGUAUCUGGCUUAAGAAAUGGUAUGGUACUGUUAAGUUCAGAAGAGAACGCCAAGGGUUGCCUAUAUUUUCAAGCUAGUGUAUCAGUACUAUUCCAUGCCACAGCUAUUUAUCCUGGUUUCCAAACGACUGUUCAUAUUGGCAAUAUUCGGCAAACGGCAGUUGUAAUUGGUAUUUGUUCAUCAACUUGCAUCCAUACCAAUGAGCGCGAUUCUGUAUUGUUCAAAUUCAAAGUACAUCCCGAGUAUGUUUCAGUAGGCCAGAGACUACUCUUCAGAGAAGGAUCUGCUAAAGGUAUAGGUGAAAUCACUCAAAUUUUCCCUCUGUAGUCAGGAGUUUUGUGAAACCUAAAUAAUUUAUUUUCAUUGUUGAAUUAUUGCAACUUUUUAUACAGUUUUAGUGAUUACGAUAAAAUCGAUUGAUUAUUAUAAAUUCUUUAUUUUAUGUAUUUACUGAUAUUAAUCUAGUCAAAUAUAAUUAUUUUGCUAAUUCAGGCAUAAUUA
Molecule: messenger RNA, 2266 nt
Organism: Diorhabda sublineata
Lineage: Eukaryota; Metazoa; Arthropoda; Insecta; Coleoptera; Chrysomelidae
Product: GTP-binding protein 2
Exons: 6
Coding region: 416-2092 (558 amino acids)
Biological process (GO): translational elongation
Molecular function (GO): GTP binding; GTPase activity; translation elongation factor activity
Source: RefSeq, a predicted model, not a curated record